AUGAAGGCUUGCAGCUUAUCUUUAAAAAUCGCGCUGGCUAUAUUGUGGGCAUUGCUCAUUGACGUGCCGAAUGUCAGUGCCCGUCGGAUCACUACUAAGCAGGUACAGAAGGCACCACCGGACGACAUGCUCCUCGAGCACGAUUACGAGGUUACUGAAGAUGAUAUGACAGUUGACGUUAGCGUACAGCGCUGGACGGAUACUUCGACUGAAUGGAUGGAUGAUGGAUGUAUGAAUCUGGAAGAGUCUGGGGAUGACUGGCUACUCGAACAAAUCACGUAUAACCCUACUAGGGUAAAUCCUUCAUAUCCGUACUUCCUUGAUGGAAUAUUAGUUUUCAAUGAGUACUUUUGUCAAGGCGUACCUCUCGAGCUCCAACUGGGGGACUUUACCGAUGAAAGAGAUCUCGAGCUUGGGAGCCCAUGGAAUAGGCCUUGGGAGGACCCUAAAAAUGGAGCGGCCGAAGAAGGACAUAACCUUGUAACCUUUAAACUGAAGAUGACAGAUCCGGAGAUGAAACUUAGGCCCGAAACCCUCGAAGAGAUCCAGCUACCUGGCACGGAUCUUCCAGAAGAGCUCCGCCCUCCGUUGAAAGAAAAAUACACGGAUGAAACUCAAUUCGAUAUUGAUACAGCUACAAAUUGGCACAAGGCUUCGGCAUGGCGUGGGAUGCAGCAUAUUAAGAAUAUUUCCAAAGAAUUAUCAAGAGCUGAGGCCGAGGAGGAACAAAAAUGGGAUGAUGUGGAAAGGGAUGAAUUAUUUCAAAAUGAGAACGACUGGCAUAACCAGAUUGGAGAAUUCGGGCGGGAUAUCUCCUUACAUGGGUUCUGGGGAGCAGUUAGUAUCAAGGUUGUAACCGACCAAACCCACUGGUACACGACAAAUCUUCAACGUGAAGUACUCUAG
Messenger RNA from Orbilia oligospora ATCC 24927, 906 nucleotides. RefSeq lists its product as uncharacterized. The transcript is spliced from 2 exons. NCBI's taxonomy places the organism in Eukaryota, Fungi, Ascomycota, Orbiliomycetes, Orbiliales, Orbiliaceae. Bases 1 to 906 code for a protein of 301 amino acids. The record is from RefSeq and is a predicted model, not a curated record.